Molecule: messenger RNA, 912 nt
Organism: Kwoniella shivajii
Lineage: Eukaryota; Fungi; Basidiomycota; Tremellomycetes; Tremellales; Cryptococcaceae
Exons: 1
Coding region: 1-912 (303 amino acids)
Source: RefSeq, a predicted model, not a curated record
AUGACUUGUCUCGACAGCAUCAGAAGCCUUUUUUGCACGAGCAAGCCUCAGAGAAUUACUCAAAGCAAUACCGGCACGGAAUUAUCUAAUUUCGGUGCAGAAGGUUCUCAGUCACGACAAGUAAGAAGUAGCGCUCACUCAUCUACUCUUAACAGCGUCAUUACGAAAACAACCCAGGACCGUGAUAUCCAGAAGGCGCUCCGUUUAGCCAACAUCGGCCCUUCCAGUAAUGCUACGAUCGAGGUCAACACUGCUGAAAUUCCUUCUUUUGAUUGGGAUCAUGUCUUGAAGACCCAACAAGCAUAUUGUAAGGCUUUAACCCCAGUAGCAAAUCAUUUGAUGCCCCAUUAUGAGUAUAUGGCCAAAAAUCAAUGGCUGGAUGACGAGAAAGCCGGUCGCCACAAUACGCUUUCUCACCCUCAAAAGCAGAGCAAAUAUGAUAAACUCAUCACUUUAUAUACUACAGCCUGUCAUCGAGCUUGUGAAAAACAUUCGACUGUCAAAGCUAAGGAGAAAGACGCACUCCUAUCAUACGCGUCCUGGAAUGUCGAUGGAUUGAAAAAGCCCGAAUUCAAUUCUGAUAUCUCUAAACGCAUCUCUGCAUUCUCAUCCGCCAUAGACAAGGUGACCCUCGAUGCCGCUGGUUAUGAAAGCAUGCAGGAAGACGAGAUCAAGAAGACUAGAGACUAUUGUCGUAACCAUUUGGAAGAGUCCAUCGAUGCUCUCGUUGAGCCCUCUAAUGCUUCAAGGGCGUCUUCUGUCGAUUUGGCACAAUUCUCUGAACCUGCUCAAAAGGCCAUAUGGACAAUGUAUGAUAAGCUAACAACUCAAGAUGAAUUCAUAGUCGAUCUACUCAAGACCGAAUACGGACCAGACUGGUAUAUCCCUGAAAGAAAUCAGACAUCUGCUUAA